Sorex fumeus (smoky shrew) is the source of this 1080-nucleotide messenger RNA. RefSeq names its product C-C motif chemokine receptor 3 (gene CCR3). The transcript has a single exon. Lineage: Eukaryota; Metazoa; Chordata; Mammalia; Eulipotyphla; Soricidae. Gene Ontology annotation, biological process: G protein-coupled receptor signaling pathway; immune response; chemotaxis. Gene Ontology annotation, molecular function: C-C chemokine receptor activity. Bases 1 to 1080 code for a protein of 359 amino acids. The record is from RefSeq and is a predicted model, not a curated record. Gene Ontology annotation, cellular component: cytoplasm; membrane.
AUGGACAUCCUAACAUAUGAGAUGGAGAAUACUGCUGAGACCUUUGGGACCACAACCUUUGACUACAAGUUGUCAGAGCCCUGUGAAAAAGUCAACAUCAAGGAGCUGGGGGCCCAGUUGUUACCCCCACUGUACUCCCUCGUGUUUGUGGUGGGUCUGGUGGGCAAUGUGGUUGUGGUGGUGAUUCUGACCAAAUACAGAAGACUCAAGAUUAUGACCAACAUCUUCCUGCUCAAUCUGGCUAUUUCUGAUUUGCUCUUUCUAUUCACUCUGAUUUUUGGGAUUCAUUAUGUUCGGUGGAAUGAGUGGGUAUUUGGCCAUAUUAUGUGUAAGGUCCUCUCAGGGCUUUAUUACAUGGGUUUGUACAGUGAAAUCUUUUUCAUCAUCUUGCUGACCAUAGACAGAUAUUUGGCCGUUGUCCACGCAGUAUUUGCCCUCCAGGCCCGGACGGUCACUUUUGGUAUCAUAAGCAGUGUGUCUACCUGGUGCCUGGCAGGGCUAGCAGCCCUCCCUGAAUUCAUGUUCCAAAAAUCUCAAGAUGAGUUUGGACAGUAUAUUUGCAGCCCUGAUUACCCUAAGGAUGAAGAAGACACCUGGAAGCGGUUCCAUGCUCUGAGAAUGAAUAUCUUUGGUCUUGCUCUGCCUCUGCUGGUUAUGGUUAUCUGCUACACUGGAAUCAUUAAAACGUUACUGAGAUGCCCUGGGAAAAAGAAGCAAAAAGCCAUUCGGCUCAUUUUUGUCAUCAUGGUUGUCUUUUUCAUUUUCUGGACUCCCUACAACCUAGUUCUCCUGCUCUCUGCUUAUCAAUCUAUCUUCUUUGAGGACAGCUGCGAGAGAAGCAAACAGCUGGACCUGGCCAUGCAGGUGACUGAGGUGAUUGCCUACACGCAUUGCUGUGUCAACCCUGUGAUCUACGCCUUUGUGGGUGAGAGGUUCCGGAAAUAUCUGCGCCACUUUUUCUACAGGCACGUGGCUAUCUACCUAGGAAAAUACAUCCCCUUCCUUCCUAGCGAAAAACUGGAAAGAGCCAGCUCUAUCUCUCCCUCAACAGGGGAGCAGGAACUCUCGGCUGCAUUUUAG